This is a messenger RNA of Cladophialophora yegresii CBS 114405, 258 nucleotides long. RefSeq lists its product as uncharacterized. The record is from RefSeq and is a predicted model, not a curated record. The coding region runs from base 1 to 258 and encodes 85 amino acids. The transcript has a single exon. Lineage: Eukaryota; Fungi; Ascomycota; Eurotiomycetes; Chaetothyriales; Herpotrichiellaceae.
AUGACGGACCGAACACAAGACAAGACUCAAGGCGCCGUUGGCGAUGCCAAGGGUAUCUUGAAGGGUAUCAAGGGCGCAGGCGACGCGAUCCGCGGCACGGUCAAUGAAUCCAUCGACACAGCCUUCAAUGACCGAGAAGGAGAAGUCAAGAAUAAGGCUAUCAAGGAGAAAGGACAGGCAGACGUGCUGCGUGCUGAUGAACAAGUUGGUGCGGUUGCCCUCAGCCUGCUGCGCCUACAAUAUCAGCAAUCGUACUGA